AAAUUCUUGAAUGGCUCUACCGAUCAUGCGUCUCUCUUCUCCCAACAGGGCAAGAAAGGUCCUAACCAGGACGCCAUGAUUGUUUGGGAGAAUUUUGGGUCAAUGGAGGACACUGUAUUUUGUGGUGUAUUUGAUGGACAUGGUCCUUACGGUCACGUUAUCGCAAAGAGAGUAAGGGAUUUGCUUCCGCUCAAAGUAGGCUCUCACUUGGAGUCCUAUCUCUCCUGCGAGGAGGUUCUUAAAGAGAUCAGCCUCAACACUGCUGACAGAAUGACCUCUGACAGCCUUGUGCAAAUAUCUGCUAAUGGUGAAUCCCGAGUCUACAACAAGGAUCAGGAUAUGGUUCAGAUGCUGUUGACCUCGAUUGUCAAAGCCUACAGAUUCAUGGACAAGGAAUUGAAGAUGCAAGUGGAUGUUGAUUGCUUUUGUAGUGGUACUACUGCAGUUACUAUGGUUAAGCAGGGUCAACAUCUUGUUGUUGGAAACAUUGGGGAUUCAAGAGCAGUAUUGGGUACGAGGAAUAAAGAGAAUAAACUUGUUCCUUUUCAGUUAACUGAAGAUCUCAAACCAGAUGUUCCAGCUGAAGCAGCAAGGAUAAAGAGAUGCAACUCACCUGGUCUGGCCAUGGCGCGUGCUUUUGGAGAUUUUUGCUUUAAGGACUUUGGUCUCAUUUCUGUGCCUGACGUGUCCUACCGACGCCUCACUGAGAAAGAUGAAUUUGUUGUCUUGGCAACUGAUUGGGUAAGAGAUAUCACACUGUCAAUGAAAUAGUAUUAGUAAAAAGUCCAAUAGUUCUGAAUAAAUGCAUAUAAUAGAGGUACAAAACUAUUUGGUCUCUUAAGUGUGUUCUUGAAACUUUGCUAGAUAUGGGAUGUAUUGACGAAUGAAGAAGUUGUGGAGAUUGUAGCGAAAGCACCAACACGUUGCACAGCUGGUCGAGCCUUGGUGGAAGCUGCAGUGAGGAAUUGAAGAUGGAAGUUCUCCACUUCAAAAGUCGAUGACUGCGCUGUAGUUUGCCUCUUCCUUUGACUCGAAACCAGACAAAUUAUCAACUGCUUCUUUCUCAGUGGAUAAACACAUCAGCAAUGGCCUUACUGAACCUGAUACAACAUCAACGUCAACUCCAGGCUCGGGAACCAAAUCACCUCACACUCGUGACAACCAAAGAGUACGGAGAUAGAACAGAGGCAGGAGGUGAAAAUGUGAGAUUAGACUUUGUCUAUCUCUCUUGUCUAUCUCUCUCUCCCUUUCAGUUUUUUUAGUCUCUAAAUGUCUCUUAUGCUCUAUGUUCCCGUCAAAAGUCACUGUUUGUAUAUAUAACAAUGCCAAUACUUUUGCUACAGUCUCUCUUUUUUUUUCCUUUUUUUUGUAAAUAAAUUUCUGAAGCCGCAUUUCUGUUUGUUUGAGCAAUUUUUAUAUGUUAGAAAUCGCAUCUGUUUUUUAGACCAAAAGUGCUGUUUAGAGUGUUUGCCCUGCUUUUGUGCCUUUAAGGCUUUAUUUUGGUUUGGAUGCUGAGAGGCACAUAAAUCCAAGGCAAGAGUCCUUGAAUCUUGAUCCUUCCUCAGAUAACAUCAGAGUUUCAGAAGAACUGAUAAAUAGUGAAUCUAAAAUGUGGCAUGCCAAUGAAUCUUUUUCAAAUAGUUGUAAAUCAGAUGAUCAAUCUAUACCGACUUUAAAUUUUUUGACCCAGUUUAAUUAUAAGAGACCCUAAAUUUUCUCUAUUUAUUAGAAAUUUCAUGACCCUUUUAACAGAGGCUUAUGGAGUGGUGAAUUAUUUCCGGAAUGACAUCGGAACCACCUACAAUAGCCACCAUGAAAGAAAAGUCAUUAUAGCCACCUAAAAAGGAGAAGAAACACAUCAAAUAUGUUUUGUAAGAAGAAGAAUGGAUGAUAAAAUCAGUGAAUUUUGAAGCCAAACUAUAGGGUAAGUUCUUCACUCAUAUGUCUAUCUAUAGCCGAAAACGGAUCUUCAUUUAUAACUUUGGUUUAAGAGUUAUGAUCAUUUCUCCAAAACUGAUCAAUACAGAUCGGAUCAGUGAACAAUCAACUUCAUGAGCGAUUUCUUGUCAAUCUAAAAGGGACCAAAGGGUGAUCUAGGUGUCUUUGGGAAUAUCUCACUAUCAUCUACUCCAAAAUAAAUUUCAUUUAUAAUAUUAUAUCGUCAAAUUAGUUAAAUAUAUGGUCACACUGUAGUGCUAAGUCAAUAAUAUCAUAUAUAUUAAGUGGAUGACGUAACAUACAAAUUUUUUGGGUUUUUUUACUAUAUGUUUUUGUAUAUAUCAUAUUUAUUUUUAUUUAUAAUUUAUUAAUAAUAGAUAUAAAACAAUAUUGUUGUAUUCUACGCUAUGUAAUCAUCAUAGGAAAAUACAUCAAUAAUCUAUUACUAUUAGUAAAAAUAUAUUUGUAUACACUUUAAAAAUAUAUAUAAUAUCAUAAAUGAAAUUUAUAUAACUCAUUUUCUUACAAUAAAAUAAAUAAAUUAUUAAAAAAUAGAGUUUAUCUGUCUUUUAUAUUUUAAGGUCUACGUUCAUCUUUACUAAUUUAUGUUUUCGUAUUUCUUAAUUAGAUAUAUUACUGCAUGUGAGUCGUCGUGGCGGAUUCUUGCUUUUCCUACACAUUUUUGUACUACUGCUGUAGAGAAACUUGGAUUUCAUCUUCCGGAUCAGGAGCUGGUGUUUUUUUUAUGAAGAUGAACCUAUUGAGAGUAUUCUCAACAAAAAGACUAUCAACCAAUCCAUGUUUUUGGCCUGGUUCAUAGCAAACAAAAAAAUACCCAGAGGUAAGAGAGUUGACAUUUGUAACUAUUUCCAACAAAAUUUGUUUGGAAAUCAGGUACGAGAGAAUGGGUACCACGGAGACAAGGCUUUGCGAUAGGGAGGAUUACGCAUAUUCAUCCAAAAUAUGUUGUCUACAAACAAGUUUUUCAGAAUAUUCCGUAGUCACGGUACGUAAUUUUAAUCUACUUUUUUUUUUCAAAUACAAAUUUUAAAAUAUAUAAACUGUUCCAAUUAUUUAUUUUUUGUAUU
Molecule: messenger RNA, 3026 nt
Organism: Brassica napus (rape)
Lineage: Eukaryota; Viridiplantae; Streptophyta; Magnoliopsida; Brassicales; Brassicaceae
Product: probable protein phosphatase 2C 74
Exons: 4
Biological process (GO): protein dephosphorylation
Molecular function (GO): protein serine/threonine phosphatase activity
Source: RefSeq, a predicted model, not a curated record